AGUUGUAAGCUUCAGUUAUGGCGUAGCAACGGUGGAGAACAUUCGGAGAGAAGAGAGACGGUGAUCGGAGAUAUAGAUUUGAGGAUGGGAACGAGACAAGUAUACGAAGAGAAGCUUCGGCGUGGGAAUCUUGAUUAUGAUCCGACUAUGAAUCCUGGUCUUGGUUCUGCUCGCUGUCCUCGUUGUCUUUCUCUCUUAAACCCUAAUUAUGAGAAAGGAGAGUGGACGAUAACUCCAGUUUUGCACGAUGCUGCUGCAGUGGCUGGUUCUGGUAUUGGUGGCUUGCUUAGUGCCGUCCAUGCUUUCAAUACAGGGAUCCCCUAUCUUCAAAAUCGGUUUCCCGGGUCAAAGCGGCUCUCCUUUCUUGUUGGGGUUCCAAUGCUGCUAGUAUAUUCAGGUGUAGGGGCAGCUUUUGGAGGUUAUGCACUUCCAAAGUUUGCUCAGCUGACAGUUACCUCGUAUUAUGCAUCUUCAAGUGCUUCACAUUAUGGAAUUUCUAUGCUCACCCGCCGUAUCGAAGAAGCUCAUCUCUCUCGAACUCAGAAAGAAGAGGUAAAGUGAAGUCAUGCACAGAUAAAUGAGAAUCUAUUCCACUCCUCUAGCUGAGCCAGCUUAUUUCAGGAUCUCUUUGGUUUUUUCGGUUACCUUUUCAAGUCACAUUCUUGAGAACCACAUCUAUAAUGUUAAUUCCUCAACAUAGUUAUACCAAAUAUAAAGUCUUUUAGUUCCUCGCCAUCGUCAGUUUUUGGUUUCUGUUACCGUCUUCAUAACUGCUUCUUUUCCCUGUUCAUUGGUAAUGACAUGGUAUUUGAUUCUUGAAUAUAUUAUAGUGUUUAUA
Molecule: messenger RNA, 838 nt
Organism: Arabidopsis arenosa
Lineage: Eukaryota; Viridiplantae; Streptophyta; Magnoliopsida; Brassicales; Brassicaceae
Source: the annotation of a GenBank genome assembly